Molecule: messenger RNA, 744 nt
Organism: Penicillium taxi
Lineage: Eukaryota; Fungi; Ascomycota; Eurotiomycetes; Eurotiales; Aspergillaceae
Product: Alpha/Beta hydrolase protein
Exons: 1
Coding region: 1-744 (247 amino acids)
Source: RefSeq, a predicted model, not a curated record
AUGGCAUAUGGGAACGAAGAUGCCCAGCAACUCCGCUAUUGGAAGACCAAAUCAACAGCUAAAGCUCCAAUUAUCAUCUUUGUUCAUGGCGGUAGUUGGCGAUCAGGGACAUAUUUGGACUCGGUUGGUUCCCUAAAGGUUAAUCAUUUGACCCAGAAGGGCUAUGCCUUCGCCACUAUCAACUAUACCCUCAUUCCUCUUGUGACUGUGGAGCAACAGAUACAGGAGGUGGUUAACUCGUUAGCAUACCUGACUGAUAACGCCGCCAGACUUGAAUUUGAUCUCGAGCGGGUCAUUCCUAUGGGACAUAGUUCCGGCGCACAUGUUGUUACCUUACUUGGGACCGACUCGAGCUACCUGGAGCGAGCAGGAAUCAAUAUCAGUAUUGUACGGGCCGCUGUAUCUCUAGAUGGCUCAAAUUAUAAUGCACUCGCGGAGAUCAUUGAUAGUCCUGGGCAAAUAGCGGAGAAUACUAUCUUCGGGCUGGAUAGCGACCCGGAGCGACUACGCGCUAUGUCACCUACUUGCUAUGCCCGUGCACUGAAUGCCCAGGCUUUUUUGCUCCUUCAUGUCCUGAAGCAGGGUGACGUUCGCCAGGCAGUCGAGCUGGCCGCGGCACUGAACGCUGCAGGCACCGAAGCUUCUUUAAACGUGUUCGAGGGCGAUUUUUUCGAAGGCCAUAGACAAAUGCUGCUUCGACUUGGCGAUCCAAAUUAUCCCGCGACAGUAGUCAUAGAUAACUAG